AUGAAUCCGCUCCGAUCUAUAUCAUCCUCAGCCUCCUCCUCUCUCCGAGCCAGUCUGCGAUCUCAUCUCGCUCCUUCUCCUAUAGCAUCUGUCAGAUGUAGCCCUUCAGCAAGUCGGAUAAUACUGCAGAGAAGAGGAUACGCAGAUGCUCCACCCGCUCCUAAUCCUUCGAAAGAAUCCCCAUUACAGCCUGAGAUUGAUAGGCAGAGGAAAUUGAGGGAUCAAGCGAAUGUAGGGCCAUUCACAUGGAAAGCCGCCGCUCUCUUCAUCGCAACGGGUGUAGGCCUCUAUCUAUAUUUCGAAUCUGAAAAAGCUGCUGUGCUCGAACGUCGUCGUCAGGAACUCUCAUCCAAAUCAAUUGGUAAACCUCAAAUCGGUGGUCCGUUCACUUUAGAUAGACAUGAUGGAGGUAAUUUCACCGAGAAGGACCUGUUGGGUAAAUGGACAUUGAUUUAUUUCGGUUUCACACAUUGUCCUGAUAUCUGUCCUGAGGAAUUGGAUAAAAUGGGUGAAGCGAUCGAUAUAGUCGAUAAGAAAACUGGCCACUAUGGGAAGAUGGAUCAGGGGGUUAUGCCGGUAUUUAUAAGUGUUGAUCCUGCUAGAGAUACUAUCCCUCAAAUCAAGAAAUAUGUUAAAGAAUUCCACCCACGUAUGGUAGGAUUAGUAGGUGACUACGAAGCAGUCAAGAAAACAUGUAAGAUGUAUAGAGUGUACUUCUCUACUCCUCCUGAUGCAACUGCAUCGGAUGAUUACCUUGUUGAUCAUUCUAUCUUCUUCUAUCUUAUGGAUCCUCUCGGUCAAUUCGUCGAUGCUUUCGGAAAAGCCACGACCGCCGAACAAGUAGCAGAGAAGGUAUUGGACAGUAUGAAGAAAUGGGAUGAUGCUGGUGGGAAUGCCGCUGCGGGGGUAUAA
Molecule: messenger RNA, 912 nt
Organism: Kwoniella botswanensis
Lineage: Eukaryota; Fungi; Basidiomycota; Tremellomycetes; Tremellales; Cryptococcaceae
Exons: 4
Coding region: 1-912 (303 amino acids)
Biological process (GO): mitochondrial respiratory chain complex IV assembly
Source: RefSeq, a predicted model, not a curated record